AUGCAAGUCCGAAAAGAGGCGGAGAAUGUCAAGCCCUUGCAAUUGGGAUUCAGUAAUGAGCUAGAUGCAGCCUCGGAUAUGAUCAGAGUUUUAGAUCACCUUAUGCCAAAGGCCCAGUUUCUGCUCUAUGAAGCAAAGAAAUUCAAGUCAAUGAACAACUAUGCUUGUUGUUGGGCAAAGAAUAACUCAGUAUUCCUUCGUGAACAAGAUAACACACGUAAAGUCAAGAUAAGUGAGUUGGAAGAUCUACGGAAGUUGGCCGCAAGUGCUAAUGAUGAUCCAGAUAAGUGA
This is a messenger RNA of Paramuricea clavata, 291 nucleotides long. The record is from the annotation of a GenBank genome assembly. NCBI's taxonomy places the organism in Eukaryota, Metazoa, Cnidaria, Anthozoa, Malacalcyonacea, Plexauridae.